GGCGGGGUUUACAAACCGGAAGUGAUACCGCAGGAAAGCUCGCGCGCUGAUCUGCAGUUAAUAGAAGUUGUUGUUUAUUUUUGACAGCAUGGGGCGGAAAGUUACAUUAGCGACUUGCUCGCUGAAUCAAUGGGCUUUAGAUUUUGAUGGCAAUUUACAAAGAAUACUGAAAAGUAUUGAGAUCGCCAAAUCUAAAGGGGCCAACUACAGACUGGGACCAGAACUGGAAAUCUGUGGCUACGGAUGCGCUGAUCACUUCUAUGAAUCCGACACACUUCUGCACUGCUUCCAAGUCCUCAAGACACUGCUGGAGUCCCCCGAGACGCAGGAUAUAAUCUGCGAUGUUGGCAUGCCUGUUAUGCAUCACAACGUUCGCUAUAACUGCAGAGUCCUGUUCCUGAACAAGAAGAUUUUAUUGAUCCGGCCUAAAAUACUUUUGGCAAAUUAUGGGAACAACAGGGAAUUCCGCUGGUUUUCUCCUUGGAGUAAGCCCAGAUAUGUUGAGGAGUACUUUUUGCCACGAAUGAUCCAGGAUGUGACAGGACAGGUGACUGUUCCAUUUGGUGACGCAGUCCUGUCCACUAAGGACACGUGUAUAGGGAGUGAGAUCUGUGCUGAACUGUGGAACCCCAGGAGUCCACAUGUGGACAUGGGUUUGGACGGGAUUGAGAUCUUUACAAACUCAUCCGCCAGCUAUCAUGAGCUACGCAAGGCUGACCAGAGGGUGAACCUGGUCAGGUCAGCCACCACAAAGAGCGGAGGGAUCUAUCUGUUCGCUAAUCAGAAAGGCUGUGAUGGAGAUCGUCUGUACUACGAUGGCUGUGCUAUGAUCGCCAUCAAUGGAGACAUCACUGCUCAGGGGACACAGUUCUCCCUUGAUGAUGUGGAAGUUCUCACAGCCACUCUUGACCUCGAGGACGUGCGCAGCUAUAGAGGAGAGAGAUGUCACCCGCACAUGGAGUACGAACACAAACCAUACGAAAGGAUCAAGGUCGAUUUUUCAUUGUCUGACUGCAAAGACACCUUCUUGCCCACUCACCAGGCCAUCGACUGGAUCUUUCACACUCCUGAGGAGGAGAUUAGUCUUGGUCCUGCAUGCUGGCUAUGGGACUAUUUAAGGAGGAGUGGUCAGGCUGGCUUCCUGUUACCUCUCAGUGGUGGAGUUGACAGUGCGUCCUCAGCCUGCAUCGUCUACUCCAUGUGUGUACUCAUCUGUCAGGCAGUCAAAAAUGGCAAUGAUCGAGUGUUGGAAGAUGUUCAGCGAGUGGUGAGUGAUGCCUCCUACAGGCCUGUAGAUCCGCAGGAGCUAUGUGGACGCCUCUUCACCACCUGCUACAUGGGCAGUGAAAAUUCUUCAGAGGGCACUCGCAACCGAGCAAAAGAGCUGGCUGCUCAAAUCGGCAGCAAGCAUCUCAACAUCAACAUUGACAUGGCAGUGAAAGGCAUGCUGGGAAUCUUCUCCAUGGUGAUGGGCAAGUGGCCUAAUUUUCGUGCAAAUGGAGGAAGCAGUAGAGAGAAUUUGGCUUUGCAGAAUGUACAGGCUCGUGUCAGGAUGAUUUUGGCCUACCUCUUUGCCCAGCUGUAUCUAUGGGCUCAAGGGAAACCUGGAGGUCUGCUGGUGCUUGGUUCAGCCAAUGUGGAUGAGAGUUUGACUGGCUACUUCACUAAAUAUGACUGCUCCAGUGCUGACAUAAACCCCAUUGGAGGUGUUAGUAAGAUGGACCUGAAGAACUUCCUGCUUUACUGUGCUGAGCACUUUCAGCUCUCCAUUCUUAAGAGCAUCGUGGCUGCCCCUCCCACUGCGGAGCUUGAACCCUUGACCGAUGGCCAGGUGUCUCAGACCGAUGAGGCCGAUAUGGGGAUGACCUAUUCGGAGCUGUCUGUGAUCGGCAAGCUUAGGAAGAUCUCCAAGUGCGGCCCGUACAGCAUGUUCUGCAAGCUCAUUCACUCCUGGAGAGAAAGCUGUUCCCCUUCACAGGUGGCUGCAAAAGUGAAGCAUUUCUUCCGGAUGUACUCAGCCAACAGGCACAAGAUGACUACAGUGACUCCGUCAUACCACGCCGAGAGCUACGGCCCGGACGACAACCGCUUUGACCUUCGUCCCUUCCUCUACAACACACGCUGGUCUUGGCAGUUCCGCUGCAUUGACAAUGAGAUUUCCUUAAUGGAGGCUGGAUAUGCAGAAUACAUAUAAGAUCCUUAUCUAAUGGUGUUCUAAUGGACGAUUCUUGUUUAAGAUUCUGAUCAUAUUUCUGUUAUGUCAAAUAAUAUCCUGUUGAAUGA
Ictalurus furcatus (blue catfish) is the source of this 2283-nucleotide messenger RNA. RefSeq names its product NAD synthetase 1 (gene nadsyn1). The record is from RefSeq and is a predicted model, not a curated record. Gene Ontology annotation, molecular function: ATP binding; NAD+ synthase (glutamine-hydrolyzing) activity; glutaminase activity. The coding region runs from base 89 to 2194 and encodes 701 amino acids. NCBI's taxonomy places the organism in Eukaryota, Metazoa, Chordata, Actinopteri, Siluriformes, Ictaluridae. Gene Ontology annotation, cellular component: cytoplasm. Gene Ontology annotation, biological process: NAD+ biosynthetic process. The transcript has 21 exons.